Messenger RNA from Prorocentrum cordatum, 1385 nucleotides. The record is from the annotation of a GenBank genome assembly. Lineage: Eukaryota; Dinophyceae; Prorocentrales; Prorocentraceae.
CCGCUGGCUUCACCGCUGCUCAGGACGCCUUGGUGGCAGUCGAACCCUCCGCGGCCCCGAUGGCUGGUGAGGACUACGGGGCGUGCUUCUUGCGCUGCCAGAGCAUCGGCAAUGAGUCGGAGCUGAUGGUGAUCAAGGAGGGCUCGGAGAGCGUCGCGCGCGUGGUUUGCCACAAGAAGUGCAACAGCCUCAAGAAGCGCGUGCAGUCGCUCCGCGCUGGCAACUCGGACUUCGAGGCUUUCGGGGAGAUCGAGGGAGCCGCUCGCGCUGCGUUCUACGCGAACGCCGCCAACAAGUACGGCGCCGACCUCGCGCAGCACAUGGCCGAGACCAUGGAGGCGAAGCUCACUGAGCAGCACGAGGCCAAUUUCAAAGAAAGCGGCGACUUCGUGGAGAUCGGCGAGGCCCGUCAGUUGGCCCAGUUCAAGAACAACCCCGAGGCGUUCGAUCGCCUGUUGGAGCGGGCGCCCAGGAAGAAGUGCGAGUGGGCGGAUAUCGAGUACGUGUACAUCCCCACGUACCGCUUCGAGCAGAAUAAGCGGCUGCUGAACGAGAACAUCAGGGCGAGGACCAUCAGCGGGGAGAAGAAGCUCAAGCGGCCCAAGGCCUUGGCAGUGCCUCCGAUGAAGAGGCUGAAGGAGCCGACCGCGGGCCCCGCGCUCCCGAAGGGCAUCCUGAACAAGUGCGACAGAUGGAGGGCUCAGGGCUACGUGGGGCCUCGCCCACUCGAGGUCGCCGACGCUUCCAACAAGAAGUUAGAGACCUACCUGGCUGAGCUGAAGAACCUUCGCGCGUGCGAUGGCACGACGAAGGAGAUCCUCGAGGCGAAGAUCGAACGCGGCAAUGCCAUGCUCAACGCGCACAUCGACAUCAUCACCAAGAUUGAAGGCGCACUGGAGGACGUGGCGCAGGAAGUCUUGGUCUCCCAGGCGCUCGAUGAGGCUGGCACAGAGGGAGCGGCCGAUGCGAGGGGCCUAAAGUGCCGCGAGCCGCCGAUGGCUCACGAGGCCACCGAAUCCGUUUCCGAUGAUGAGUUUGAUGGUUGGAUGUGGUCCGACGUCAGAAAUGACGGGGUGGUGGCCGACGGCGGCUCGGAUGGGGGCAGUGAGUGUGGGUCUGGAUCCGCCCGCUCUCAUGGCAGUCUCUCGGCCUCGACCCUCGAGCUCGAUCGGUCGGCUAAGGUCGAGGGCAGCCAGGGCGCGGCAUCUGCGAACGAGGGCGGUGGCGCUGACAUGUCGCCUGGCAAGAGGGUCAAGAUCUCACCGAAGAGGGCCGCCGCGGAGGCGGGCCGCCCCAAGGGCAGGGGCAAGGGCAAGGGCAAGGGUAAGAGCAAGGCAAAGGCCAAGGGCAAGGCGAAGGCGAGGGCGCGCGGGGGCAUGGCUUGA